UGAGAGCCAGAAGCAAACAAUUCAGGCUCGCGAUGACAGCAUCAAGAAACUCCUUGAACUUCUCCAAUCCAAAGGGAUCAGCAAGGAGGAGGAGCGUCAAGCAUUGGCCCACAUGCAGCAGGUUUACCAGAAGCAGAUGGAUGAAAUGCGACAGGAAGUGCAGAAGCGAGACCAGGAAAUCCUGGCGCUGUCUGCCAAGUCCAAACUGCCAAGUCCAAGGCGUUGGAGGACCAGAACCACGACUUCCAGCACCACAUCGGGCUCCUCAAAGAGGGUCUCAUCCGGAAGGAAGAGCAUCAGGGAAUGGCCGAGGACCUUCGAGACAGGCUGGAAGAGAAGAACAAGGUGAUAGAGAAGAAAACGCAAAUCGCAUUACAGGCAACUCAAGAGAAGAACAGGAUCACUACUGAAUUGAACGAGAUGCGGGACCACAUUGAAAUCAAGGACCGCAAAAUCA
Messenger RNA from Notodromas monacha, 457 nucleotides. The record is from the annotation of a GenBank genome assembly. Lineage: Eukaryota; Metazoa; Arthropoda; Ostracoda; Podocopida; Cyprididae.